GACACUUUCCGGUCGACUCUGCCAGAGGGAAACGCGGGACUCAAGCCGCAACUGCAUUGUGCUAGAAGAAAUGGAGGUUUCAUCCACUGGAGAUGGGUCAUCUCCCUUUUAUUGCCAUGUCUGCAAAGUUACCUGUGUCUCAGCACUCAAUCUUCAGACCCACUUUUUGGGUUCAAAGCACAAAACGAUACUGGAGGCAAUUCAAAACUUUGGAAAGCCUGCCGAUGAGCAAGAUAAUCCCAUAACGGAAGCUCCCGAUGAAAAAGGCCCGCCCCAGUCAUUGAAGGUGCAGCUGGAAACUUGCAGUUCUACUGAAGCUGCUCUUGGACUGGAAUAUAUUGACGAGUACCAUCCCGAAGGAUCCAGUAAUUUUGUUUACAACUGCAGACUGUGCAACUUCCGAAAUGGCUUGACUCAUAUGUUCAUGCACAUUGUUGGAGCCCGACAUAGAAUUGCAUAUUUGAGUAAGCAUCACCCAGAUACAGGCAUCCAUGCCAACUAUAAAACAUCAAACAGUGAUAAAAUAAGGAAAAUAAAAGAAAUCAGCAUAAAUAUUGAGAGAAACUUUGGAAGAAAAGAUAUAAAUAUUAUAAACGGACCUUGCCCAAGACAAUUAAUGGAUGUACCAGCUGCUAAUUAUCAGCCAGACAGCAGUCUGCAGAAGAUGGAUUUCACCGCUGAUGAGUUUGCUGACGAUGACGCUCCACAAUCUCCUCCUCGUAUCAAAUCAUUUCGAGAAUUAAAGUCAACUCAUGAAUCAAAACAAAAGGAAGAAGCAGCCAGAAUGGGCAAUAGUGCUGUGAGUACUGAUGGAGAAGCUACUGGAAACCUUACUAAGAGUGCUGAUGGAGAAGUUAAUCAGAGUACUACUGGAGACGCUACGCCAAGUGCUGUGGGUGAAAAUGCUGAAAACACUAGUGGCAAAGCUGUUCCAAGUGAUGCUUCUAAGAGCGCUGAUGGGGACGCUUCUAAGAGUGCUGCAGAUGGAGAUGCUCCUAAGGAUGAUGCUUCUGGAGAACCUACUCCAGACGCUGAUGCAAAAGCGAAUAAGAGCGCUGGUGGAGAGGCUUCUGAUUCCAAAUCGGGAGAACAGGAUGAUGACAGUGAUCGAGAAGUGCGCAGCAUGGAAUGUAGUGAAUGUGAUCCAGAUGAAUUUUUGUACAAUGAGGAGCUCUAUGCGUAUUUGGAUGCAUUUAAAAUCCUAAAUGAUGAGGACGUUGCAUUUCUCUACAAAGUUGCACAGGGUCUUACAAAAGCCUUGGUACGCUUCAAGAAGAAUUUUGAUGAAAAAAAGGCAUUGUCUAUACAAGAGCAGCAAAGAGCAUUAUCUCAAAAGGAGCAGUUGAGCAUGAAUCUUCAAGAAAAGAGUUAUUCAACACAAUCUAAACAGGCAUCUCCUCAAAAGCGACCACACCCUUCACAGUUUAAACGGUCACCAUCUCCUCAGAAGCGGUCUCGUAGCCAAGAGUAUAAUCCGGCUCAGUCUCGCAAGGAGAACUACCGGCCAACACAAGUCAACCGUGUAAAACCUAACCAGGGGCAGCUUACAUCAGCAUCACAAAAUCGUGAACUUUCUCGUCAGGGGCAGUCUCUUCCAGGACAGUUUAAUCAAAGGCAAACACGCCAAGAGCAAACUCGUUCAGGGUCACUUAAUCAAGCUCAAUCUCGCCAGGGGCCAGCUAAGCGGGCACGAUCCUGUGAGGAAUCAUUUGAUCAGUCUCUAUCCCUCCAGCAGCAGUCUCGUGAAGAACCUUUUAAUCGAGCUCAGUCUCGCCAGCAGCAGUCUCGUAAAGAGCCCUUAAACCAGGCACCAGCACAAUCUCGUCAGGGACAGUCUCGGGAAGGACCAUUUAACAGUGCUCUGCCACGUCAGAAGCAGUCUCGUGAAGAACCUUUUAACCAGACACAGCCUCGUCAGCAACUGUCUCGAGAAGAACCAUUUAACAGAGCACAGCCCCAUCGGCAGCAAUCAAGUGAAGAACCAUUUAACAGUGGACAAUCCCAUCAACAGCCAUUUAACAGAGCACAGUCCCGUCAGCAACAGUCACGUGAAGAGCCUUUUAACCGGGGGCAAACCCGUAUGCAACAGUCACGUGGAGAGCCUUUUAACCAGGGACAACAGGAGUCCCAAGAAGAACCUUUUAACCAAGAACAGUCUUAUCAACAGUCUCGUGAAGAACCAUUUAAUCGGGCACAGCCUCGUCAGCAGCAGCAGGCCCGUCAACAACCAAUUAACCGGGGACAAUCCCAUCAGCAAAAAUCUCGUGAAGAGCCACUUAAUAGAGGACAGUCUCACCAGGAAUUGUCUCGGUCCACGCAAUUCAAUAGGAUGCAGUCUGAUCAAUCAAAGCAGAGGCUGACUCAACAACUACAGUUUGAAGAGGAAAAUCACCCACAGUUGGCUGAGCCUUACCCAGAUGACCCUUACCCAGGUGAGCUUUCCCAGCCUGCUCAUAAACGUUUGAAAGCACCCCGGUCUGCUGAGGAGCAAUAUAAUGAACCUUGGUCUGCUGAGGAGCAAUAUAAUGAGCCUUGGUCAUCCCGGGAGCAGUAUAAUAAGCAUCAGUCUACAAAGGGGAAAUUUAAUGAUCCUCAAUCUGGUCAGGAAUGGUUAAACAAAGCAGCAGCCACACAAGAACAAUUUACUGAACCGCAGCAUGCCGAGGAACACUAUAAUGAGCCACAGUCUGCGCGAGGCCAGUUUAACAAGCCACAGCAUGGACAAGGCCAAUUUAACAAGCCUGUGUCUGCCAAGAGCCGGUUUAACGAGCCAGUUUCUGCCAAGAGCCGGUUUAACGAGCCACAGCUUGCCAGAGGCCAGUUUAACGAUCCACCUCCUGCACGGGGAAAGUCUAACGAGCCAUCUCCUUCUCGUGGCCGUUUUGAUGAGCCCCCUACUUCUCGGGGCCACUUUGAUGAGCCCCCCACUGCCCGGGAAAAGUUUAACGAGCCACUCCCUGCUCGGGGCCAAUUCAAAGAGACACCUCCUGUUCGGAGCCGAUUUGAUGAGCCACCUUCUAUUCGGAGCCGCUUUAAACCUUCUAAAGAUCAAAUGAAUGAAACUACCCAGGAGAGCGAGAAAUCGUGGCGGUCUUCCCAAGAGCGUUAUAAAGCUGAACUGUCUGCUUAUUACCAGGCAAAAGCAGAACAGCCUCCAGAUGAGCAGCUUUAUACAGCACAAACGAAUCAAGAACGGUUUAAAGCAUUGCAUCAGCAGCGAUUUAAAGCAUUCCAAGCUAGCAAGCAACAGUCAAAAACAUCUUCCCAAGAGCAGUUUAGUAAAUACCCUGACCAGGACCAGUUUAAUGCACCACAAUCUAGCCAGAACAGGUUUAACAUGCCACAACCUAACACACGCCAGGAAAGGUUUAAUGCACCUCUGUCUAAUCAGGACAGAUUUAAUGCACCUCCGUCUAAGCAGGGUCGAUUUAAUGCACCACAGCCUAAGCAGGAGCAGUUUAAGGCACAACAGUCUGCACCUUAUAAACAAGCAAAAUCUAUUCCACCACUCCUGAAACCAAAGCAAUUUGAAGAGCAGUCUUAUCCAGAGCAAUAUGAACAGAUAGCAUCUUAUCCAGAGCAAUAUGAAAAGGAGGAAUGGUCUCAGCCAGAACAGUAUGAACAGGAGUGGAAUCAGCAGCAGUAUGAAAGUGAACAGUCAUACCCUGGGCAAUAUGAAGGACAACAAUCCUACUCAGAUCAAUUUGGCAUGGGAAAAUCUCGGUCUGCCCAGUUUAAGCCUGAAUUAAAUUUUCAGGGCCAACGAAACCGUGAAGACUCUUACCUGGCACACUCUAAACCUAAAGAACUUGUCUCUGAACUACCUAAUCCUCAAGGGGCUCUCCUGAAUCCAUCUAAACCUGAGUCUUUUCCAGUGCCAGCUCAACCUGAAGGCUCACAACAAGGACCAUUUAAACCUAAAGGUGCCCGUCCUGCACUUUUUGACCCUAAAGCCUCGGGGUCGGCACCGUAUAAGCAAGAGGGGUCUGGCUCUGCAGAGUAUUCUUCAGAAUACAUCAAUGUUCCACAAAACUAUGCCAAUGAGCCACCAAACUCCUCCGGUGAAAACUACAAGAGAUUUCCAGAACCUAAUUAUCCUCCAAAACAACUAUUUCCCAUUUCCUCAGAGCCCCGAUUCAAUGCCAGGGGGCCAAAUCCUAAUCCAAGACAACCUUGGUCAGCUCGGCCUGCAUCGAAUAUACCUAAGGACCCAUGGUUAAAUCAGAUGCCUCCCACCUUUAAAAUGGACUCCUCCUUCCAACCAAGAAUGCUCGCACCAUCUGUAUCUCCAGAUUUGUCCAGGUCUGUACCUCCAGGCUUCCCCUUUGGCAAAAAUGAAAUCACUGAAAAGUUUUUUGAAAGCAUAAAAAACAUGGAUGUGUCUGAGGUGAAUUCUACAUUGAACAAGAUAGCUGCCACCAACCCAGCUUUCAGAGGAAUCCAUGUUCCAAGCGUGAUUAAGUACUUGACUGAAACAGGAAAGCUAAAUCCUACACGUUAACACAGAACUGAAGCAUUUCUUUAGGAAUCAAUAUCCCAAAUACCAAGAAAAAUUAAACAGAUAUUUUGCAUUGCAUUGUUUUUUUACCAUUUGAUUUGAAAAUAGUUUUUUUUUUUUUCAUUUAAAUAAAAUGUGAAUUUUGUUGAAACUUUCUAAAAAAGAAAAGUCUGACUGCUGACUUUUGUGAAGGCAGUCAUUCACCAUAAAAAAUGCAUAAUUAUUUUAAAUGGCAAGUCAUGUUACAGUACCUUCAAGUAAAAUAGAAUUUCUGUUAAAAUAGAAAUGUAAUACAUUUUUUCUGUUUAACUAUUUGGUGUGCAUUUUAUAGUUUGAAGUGGCCACCACCAUUUUACUUUAAUGUAGGUAUAGAAACGUGUCUCUGUGCUCUAAAUAUUUAAAAUUAUAUUUUUAAAUAAUCAGACAUUUUUGUAGGGAACAUACUUGCUUGCAUACUCUGAGCACUCACUAUGUAAACCAGAGUGUUUAUCAGUUUGAUAAUGGUGAUGCAUAUACCUAACACAUUUUCCUUUUUGGCUAAGUGAUUUUGAGCGUUAGGGUUCUAAUAAAUUUGUUUAAAAAAAAUAGCUCCCUAAAAUGUCAUAGAUGGUUUAAAAAGUAUUCAUAAUUAAACCUGUAUACUAUUAGGUUAUCGUUUGUAGUAUUGCUAAAAUACUGUUUUGGCUGAAAUGUAUCUGUUAUAUUUUUUUUCUCCAACAAUUUCUGCUUGCGAAUAAGGACCAGUGGUAGUGUAUGUAUAUGUGUGUGUGCAUGUAUAUAUAUAUGUAUAUAUAUAUAUGUGUGUAUAUAUAUAUAUAUAUAUAUAUAUAUAUAUAUAUAUAUAUAUAUAUAUAUAUAUAUAUAUAUAUACACACACACACACUAGCAAUGUGAAAAUACCAUAAUAUACUUUGAUGUAAAUUAACAGUCUCCUUAUAAAUUACUUUAUGGCUUCUUUCUGUAAUAGACUGAGAAAAACAAGAAUAUUCACAUUAAAAAUAUUCUGUAAAAUAAUUGUGUUCAAUGAUUUUCUUAAAUUUCUUAUACAAAACUAAUAAAGUUAGCUGCCUUGAAAAGGGAUACAUA
Bombina bombina (fire-bellied toad) is the source of this 5584-nucleotide messenger RNA. Its product is annotated as mediator of RNA polymerase II transcription subunit 12. Lineage: Eukaryota; Metazoa; Chordata; Amphibia; Anura; Bombinatoridae. The transcript has 18 exons. Bases 71 to 4501 code for a protein of 1476 amino acids. Gene Ontology annotation, molecular function: single-stranded RNA binding; double-stranded RNA binding. The record is from RefSeq and is a predicted model, not a curated record. Gene Ontology annotation, cellular component: precatalytic spliceosome.